AUGCCGCCUAGGGUAUCCGGUGCGAGCGGCUCGCUCGCGUCUCUCGACACGGCCCUCGCGUCCUCGUCGUCUGCCUCCCAAUGUGCGCGACGCACCUUUUCGACAACGCCGGCGACAUGCAUGUCGCGUCGUCGCUAUGAUAUGCACAAGUGGCUGAACGAGAGGGCCACUCGUCUCUACGACCAGAGCUCGCCUGGGCCGCGGUACCUCGGUGCCCAGAGCGAUCAGCCCUUCCCCAACAACUCACUCUUUCGGAGUCAACCUGUCCUGUCGGACAUGCUCAAGGAGGAGAUCUACAACCGAAUUGUGGUCAAGGGCGACGCCAUAAAGAGUGUCAGUCGCGAAUUCAGCGUUGACGUGAGGAGAGUGGGCGCUGUUGUCCGGUUGAAGGAGGUGGAGAAGCGCAUGAUUGCAGAGGGCAAACCACUGGCUACCCCCUAUGCGCGUGCGAUCAACUCUAUGCUCCCUCAGACGCGACUGCCCACACCUGGCUCUGACGAGAAGCCGAUUCCCCACGAGCCCAUCAACGAGAUUCCUGUGCAUCGGCACACCCGACGCCAGCUCUUUGUUCCCGUGUCUGAAUCACGGCACUUUACCCGUGCCGACGCCGCGCACGCCUUUGACGAGAACCUCCUACCUGUCGACCAGAGGUCGUUCCACCAGGAACUCAUCGCGGCGGAGCGCAAGAUUGUCAAAGGGGAGCAGGAUCGCGGCGAGGCGAUGAAGGCGUGGGAGCUCGACGUGCAGGCCACGGAGGAAGCACACGCGGCCAAGGUGGGCGAGCAGCUCGAGAAGGAGAGGAGCCGCGUCAAGAGCUACGAGACGGGGCGGGCGGCGUACCGAAUCAAGGAUGUCAGCGUGGACGACGCGGGUCGUGAUGGCAAGGGCCCCAGGGCGAGUGGCUGGCGGUACGGCGCGCCGCACAUGGACCGCAAACGGGGCGCGGUCAAGAUCCCGACGUCGGUGCCCUGA
Emericellopsis cladophorae is the source of this 972-nucleotide messenger RNA. RefSeq names its product Eukaryotic mitochondrial regulator protein. The record is from RefSeq and is a predicted model, not a curated record. The transcript is spliced from 2 exons. Bases 1 to 972 code for a protein of 323 amino acids. Gene Ontology annotation, biological process: mitochondrial translation. NCBI's taxonomy places the organism in Eukaryota, Fungi, Ascomycota, Sordariomycetes, Hypocreales, Bionectriaceae. Gene Ontology annotation, molecular function: structural constituent of ribosome. Gene Ontology annotation, cellular component: mitochondrial small ribosomal subunit.